UUGUCUUUGCUUCCCUGCUCUCGCUUUAACGUUAGUCUUGUUUAGUCCUCUGUCUUGCUUUGCUACUCUCUCACAACUAAACCUCAAUCUUGUUUGGUCCGCCGUCUUGCUUUGCUACUCUCUCACCACUAAACCUAAAUCUUGUUUGGUCCUCUUCAGCUGUCUUGCUUUGCUACUCUCACCACUAAACCUAAAUCUUGUUUGGUCCUCUUCAGCUGUCUUGCUUUGCUACUCUCACCACUAAACGUUUUCUUGGAGAUGAAGACAAAAGCUGGGAAACAAAAGAAGAGAAGUGUUGACUCAGAUGAUGUCUCUACGACAAGGAGGCCAAAGCGAGCAGCGGCAUGUACAAACUUCAAGGAGGACGAGGAAACUAUCUCUAUCCCUGAGAAAUCUUCAACUGUUGAGACCAAGAAACCUCAUCUCGUGGAGGAGGAGAUCGUGGCGAUAGAGUUAACUGCUUCUUUGGAGAGAAAUGAUGACCAACCUCGCCCGAACCGGAGGCUAACUGAUUUCAUUUUCCAUGAUUCAAAUGGAGUUCCACAGCCUCUAGAGAUGUUGGAAGUUGAUGAUAUCUUUGUUGGAGGUAUUAUCUUACCUUUGGAUAAUGACAUAGAGAAAGAAAAGGGUGUGAGGUGUCAAUCUUUUGGACGAGUUGAGAACUGGAACAUAUCUGGUUAUGAAGAUGGUUCCCCGGUGAUAUGGAUCUCAACCGCGUUAGCGGAUUACGAUUGUCGUAAACCUGCUGCUAGCUACAAGAAGAUGUAUGAUUACUUCUUUGAAAAAGCUUGUGCUUGUGUGGCUGUCUAUGAGAACUUGUCCAAGAGUCCUGAUACAAGUCUUGAUGAGCUUCUUGCAACAGUAUCUCGUUCGAUGAGCGGAAGCAAGUUCUUUUCCGACAGUUCAUCUAUCCGAGAUUUUGUUAUAUCACAAGGAGAAUUCAUAUAUAACCAACUAGCUGGUUUGGAUGAGUCAUCGUCGUCGUCGUCGUCGUCUACCAAGAAACAUGAAACAAGUUUUGUUGGGAAUCUUGUUCUUGUUUCUUUAAAAGAUGAGAGUAGUAAACUUCUUAAGGGUUUGUCUAAUGUUUCUUUGAGGGUUCAUGAAGGUGAUGCCUUAACAUCUGAUCAACCAGAUGAUGUUCUUGAGAAGGAGAUGAAAUAUGCGAAGCUACUACAAGACGAAGAGUACAGGAAGUACAUCCAAAAACCAAGAAGUAGGAGCACUUUAACUUCAGCUGCAAAUAAGUUUUACAUAAAGAUCAAUGAAGACGAGAUUGCCAAUGACUAUCCUCACCCGUCGUACUAUAACAACAUCAAAGAAGAAACAGAUGAGCUUUUACUCUCCGAGCCAGGGUAUAAGGUUGACCCUAGUGAUCUACCUUAUAUGACACUUCAAGAUUGGGCUCUUUACAACUCUGAAUCACGGUUGAUAUCUCUAGAGCUUCUUCCUAUGAAGCCAUGUGCUGAUAUUGACGUCACCAUCUUUGGGUCAGGUGUUGUGACUAAUGAUGAUGGAAAUGGGUUUUGUUUCGAUGAUUCCGAGAGCUCUACACAGCCACAAGAUCCUCAUGGGAUGAGUAUAUUCCUUAGUCAAAUAAAGGAAUGGAUGAUUGAGUUUGGGGCAGAUAUGAUCUUCAUUACAUUACGAACAGAUAUUGCAUGGUAUCGACUUGGGAAACCAUCAGAGCAAUAUGCUCCAUGGUUUGAACCUGUUAUGAAAACAGCAAGGGUUGGGAGAAGUAUUUUGGCUUUGCUCAAGAAUGAAACAAGGGCUGCUAAGCUUUCAUAUGCAGAUGUCAUAAGAAGAUUAUGUGAUUUGGAAGAGAAUGAUAAAGCUUAUGUUUCUUCUAAACCUUUUGAUGUAGAGAGGUAUGUGGUCGUCCAUGCACAAAUUAUCUUGCAGCUUCUUACUGAGUAUCCUGACAAGGAUAUUAGAAGGUGCCCAUUUGUGCUUGGUCUUGCAAGUAAAUUGCAAGAUAGGCACCAUACAAGGUGGGUCAUCAAGAAGGAGAAAAUCUUGCAAAAGGGUAAGAAUAAAAAUCCAAGGGCACGCAUGGCAUCUAAGAUGAAACCGAUGGAAGCAACAAGAACCUGUCUCAUUAACAGAAUUUGGGGAGAGUUUUACUCUAUUUACUCUCCAAAGGAUUCAGUGGAGGAGAUUAGUGAAGAAGAAGAAAAGCUUGAAGAGGAGGACGAGAAUGAGGAAGAGGACACUGUGCGAGAAGCUGUUGAGGUCCAAAAGUCUCAUAGUCCUAAGAAAAUUAGAAGUAAUUCUGAAAAGAUGGAAAUAAAGUGGGAUGGUGAGAUUCUUGGAAGAACUAAUGCUGGUGAGCCUCUCUAUGGAAAAGCCCUUGUUGGAGGGAAAAUGGUGGUAGUAGGUGAUGCUGUCAUCUUCGAAGUUGGUGAUCAAGAUGAAACUCCGGCGAUCUAUUUUGUGGAGUACAUGUUUGAAAGUUUAGAUCACUGCAAGAUGCUGCAUGGUAAACUCUUACAACGAGGAUCCAAUACCGUUAUUGGGAAUGCGGCUAACGAGAGGGAACUAUUCUUGACUAAUGAAUGUCUUACUUCUCAACUCAAGGACAUUAAAGGAACAGUCAGUUUUGAGAUUCGGUCAAGACCGUGGGGGCAUCAGUAUAGGAAAGAGAACAUCAUUGCGGAUAAACUUGACCGGGAAAGAGCAGAAGAAAGAAAAGAAAAAGACUUUUCAACUGAGUACUACUGCAAAAGCUUCUACUCACCAGAGAAAGGUGGAUUCUUUAGUCUUCCAAGAAAUGAUAUGGGUCUUGGUUCUGGAUUCUGCAGUUCAUGUAAGACAAGAGAGGAUGAAGAGGAAAGGUCCAAAACAAAACUCAAUGCUUCAAAGACAGGCUUCUUCUCCAAUGGAAUCGAGUAUUCUGCUGAGGAUUUCGUUUAUGUAAUCCCCAGCUAUAUAACUAAAGAUGGAGUCCAUAAGGAUGCUGGAAGAAAGCCUUUUAUAAGGUAUGGUCGAAACAUUGGGUUAAGAGCAUAUGUCGUCUGUCAGUUGCUGGAUAUCAUUGUCGCAAAGGAACCUAAAAGGGUCGAUAAGACUUCCUUUGAGGUUAAAGUGAAAAGGUUUUAUAGGCCUGAAGACAUUUCUUCAGACAAGGCAUAUACUUCAGACAUACAAGAGCUUUAUUAUAGCGAGGAUACUUAUAUUCUCCCUCCAAUGGCUAUAAAUGGAAAAUGUGAAGUAAUGAAGAAAAAUGAUAUGCCCUUAUGCCGUGAAUAUCCAAUAUCAGACCAUAUCUUCUUCUGUGAACACUUCUAUGACUCCUCAAAUGGUUCCAUCAAGGAGUUACCUUCAAAUAUGAAGCUGAAGUUCUCUACUAUUAAAGAUGACACGCUUUUAAGAGCAAAGAAGGGGAAGAGAGUAGAGACUGAUGAACCUGACUCUCCAAUGGUUGGGAAGCCUGAUGAGGUACCUAAAGCGAUGCGUCUUGCAACACUAGAUAUCUUUGCUGGAUGUGGUGGCCUGUCUUAUGGACUAGAAAAAGCGGGUGUAUCGAAUACAAAGUGGGCGAUCGAGUAUGAAGAGCCGGCUGGACAAGCUUUUAAACAAAACCAUCCCGAAGCAACGGUUUUUGUUGACAACUGCAAUGUGAUUCUUAGGGCUAUAAUGGAGAAAUGUGGAGAUGUAGAUGAUUGUAUCUCUACUUCGGAGGCUACUGAACGUGCAGCUAAACUUGAUGAAAACCAAAAGAGUACUCUUCCAGUUCCUGGUCAAGUUGAUUUCAUCAAUGGAGGACCUCCAUGUCAAGGGUUUUCGGGUAUGAACAGGUUCAACAAUAGCACUUGGAGUAAAGUCCAGUGUCAAAUGAUAUUAGCAUUCUUGUCAUAUGCUGAUUAUUUCCGGCCAAAGUAUUUUCUUCUAGAAAAUGUGAAGGGCUUCAUAUGGUUCAAUAAAAAGAGCACAUUUCAACUUACUCUGGCUUCUCUUCUUGAAAUGGGUUAUCAAGUAAGAUUUGGAAUCUUGGAGGCAGGUGCAUAUGGAGUAUCCCAACCUCGUAAAAGAGCUUUCAUAUGGGCAGCUGCACCAGAAGAAGUUCUUCCAGAAUGGCCUGAGCCAAUGCAUGUCUUUAAUAAUCCGACCGGUUUUAAAAUCCCACUCUCUCAAGGUCUAGAUUAUGCCGCUGCUCAUACUACUAAGUUUGGUGCACCUUUCCGCUCAAUCACGGUGAGAGACGCUAUCGGCGAUCUUCCACCAGUAAAGAACGGAGAGUCCAAUACAGCUAGAGCGUAUGGAGGUAGUCCAGUCUCGUGGUUUCAAAAGGAGAUAAGAGGAAACAUGAGUGUUCUCACUGAUCAUAUAUGUAAAGAGCUGAACGAACUUAACCUCAUCCGAUGUAAGAAAAUCCCAAAGAGGCCAGGUGCUGAUUGGCGUGACCUGCCGGACAUAAACGUGAAGUUAUCAAAUGGGCUUGUGGAAAAAAUGAUUCCUUCGGGUGUAGUAAACAAUGCUAAGAACCACAACGAUUAUAAAGGACUCUUUGGUAGAUUGGACUGGCAAGGCAACUUACCCAUUUCCAUCACUGAUCCUCAGCCAAUGGGUACAGUUGGAAUGUGCUUCCAUCCUGAACAAGACAGGAUUCUCACUGUCCGUGAAUGCGCCCGAUCUCAGGGGUUUCCGGAUCAGUAUGAGUUUUCAGGGAAGAUCAAAGACAAACAUAGGCAGAUUGGGAAUGCAGUUCCUCCACCAUUGGCGUUUGCUCUCGGUCGGAAGCUUAAAGAAGCCUUACAUCUCAAGUGCUCUCUUCAACACCAAUCCUAAAUAGCACCUAAAUUUGCAUUAUGCCAACUGAAUAUUUUGUUUUAUUCAAAAAAAAAAUCUGUAAUUGCUAUAAAUUUUGUUAUUCGAAAAAAAAAUUGUAA
Capsella rubella is the source of this 4892-nucleotide messenger RNA. RefSeq names its product DNA (cytosine-5)-methyltransferase 2. Bases 259 to 4791 code for a protein of 1510 amino acids. The transcript has 12 exons. Gene Ontology annotation, molecular function: chromatin binding; DNA (cytosine-5-)-methyltransferase activity. Gene Ontology annotation, cellular component: nucleus. Lineage: Eukaryota; Viridiplantae; Streptophyta; Magnoliopsida; Brassicales; Brassicaceae. The record is from RefSeq and is a predicted model, not a curated record.